This is a messenger RNA of Owenia fusiformis, 3018 nucleotides long. Lineage: Eukaryota; Metazoa; Annelida; Polychaeta; Sabellida; Oweniidae. The record is from the annotation of a GenBank genome assembly.
AAGUGUAUUACUCAACUUGCAGACGCAAUCCGGUUUCGAAUAAAUAUACUUGUUGUUACUUUUAUUUUUUUAUUGGCGUCAAAUGCUCAUCUAAAAUUGGAAACAUAACUGCAUAACGAUACAGCACAGGAGCAAUUAUACCGUCAACAAUGCACUAUGGAAAAUGAGAACGCGUAUUGCGUCAAGGAGUACAUCUAACUCAUCUUACAUCUUACUUACUAGUGUUUACUGAAAACCCAAAAAACGGAACUCGUAAAUAGGAUGCUGAGUUGAAACUGAUUAAAGAGAAUUUCGUGUUGCAUCGAAGCCGCUGCCAGCGGCUUGAACCUUGUCAAGGUAGUGUAACUGGGGCAAACAGUUGUUAUACAAUUUAUAGUUGAACUUUGUAUUGUAACGAUUUAAAGUUGCGAUUGGUGAUUUGUCUCUUCGCUCUAUGAGAGAUGGAAAAGAAUUACAUUGCUGUAAAUGCUCGACAAGCUACUGAUUAUGAUCAUGUGGCAGAAGGGACAAGUGCGAUCCGUUCUGCUCCAAAUCUGAGCAAGCCAAAACGUCCUGCAGACACUCGGCUUUACAACCCCAGCUUUCUAAACGUGAAUAAACCUCAUUUGGAUGUACAUGAAAAUAGCUCGACACUUCAUCCGAAUAACGAACCUACGUCUCAGGCUGAUGAAACUCAUUCAGAUGACACAUUAAACCAAAAUCAGCCACUGACCAAGAAAAAUGGCUCUAGUGCGACAAUUCUUCCGCCAGAUGGCGGUUGGGGAUGGGUCGUCUGCUUUGCUUCAUUACUCAUCGUACUUAUAAUAGAUGGCGUUCUUUUCUCAUUUGGAGUGUUUUUCUUGGAUCUUUUGGAAAGUUUCAAAGAAAGUAGGGCCAAGACUGCCUGGGUCGGAUCAACAGUAAUGGGAGUCCAUAUGGCGGUGGGCCCCGUGGUGAGCGUAAUGGUUAACAAGUACGGUUGUCGGAUUGUCACAAUUACCGGGGCGCUCAUCUCAACAUUUGGUAUUGGAGUUAGCAUCAUCUCUCCCAACGUCGACGUUCUUAUUCUCACAUAUGGAUUCCUUGGAGGCUUUGGUUUCUCCAUGAUGUUUAUACCAGCGAUAUUGAUGGUGAACUUUUACUUUGACAAUAAAAGAGCUUUUGCUAAUGGAAUGGCGAUGUGUGGCUCUGGCUUGGGGAUGUUCGUCUUCGCCAACCUCUGUAAUGCCCUCACCGACGCUUACGACUGGCGCGGCAGUACGCUCAUCAUCGCUGGGAUUGUUCUUAAUUGCGCUGUCUGCGGUUCGAUGUAUAGACCCAUUGUAGAGAGUUAUGGUUCCACACGCGGUAGCAAAGAGUCAUUGGAUUAUAAGGCGCCUAAAAAGACAUUCUCAGAAAGAAUAUGUAUCUGUUGUAAACCCAGCAGACGAUAUACCGAAGAACAAGUGACGACAUCUAUAAAUGAACUUCACAAGAAUGUGGAUGAAAAUGAAGAAGAAAUGAGAGCACGAAGUGCAUCGAUGUCUAAUCGUAAAUGUAAAGACGUUUCCUUGGAUAUGCGACCCGGUAAUAAACCACUAUUGGAUCCUAGAAUCGUGUCCAUCAAGGUGACAGACUUUUCCCAAAAGCAACAAGGUUCUUCGGUGAACGGGAUCAAUACUCCGAACUGGAUGUUGGAAAACACUGGUGCUAAUAUUACCCAGUCGUUCACAGAUAUCCGAAGUCUACAAAGACGCCAUCGCAAAAACUGCCAACAACAGGCUCAUACCCCGCUUAAGCUUGCAAUGUCACCGUUAUAUAGGAAAGAUAUAUUUUACAGCGGGAAUAUUUUAAAAUUACCCGAGUUUCAAUCGAGGGGAGACCUCAGGUCUUAUACCAAGAGCGUCAUGCGAAAACCCAGCUUGGCCGAAGAGGAUGGGCAACUGAGCGUGGAGGAAAUGGAUAAGAAUUUACCAAAGAGGAUCGCUAACAUGUGCCGGUCCAUCGAUCUCAAGAUGUUUAUGGAUCCGCUGUAUCUCAUCUUUACACUCAGUUCCGUCUUCUGGACAGCCCAAUCUACUGUGAUGAACUUCAUUCCGGAGUACGUCGUCUUACAGGGCCUCACUAAAGAGAACGCGGCAAUGUUGGUGUCAACCGUCGGAAUAACGAACGUGUUAGGGAGGCUUACGACCGGUUGGUUGUGUGACCGGCCGCAUAUGGAUUGUAAAGUCAUCAACGCCACGGCUCUCAUUUGUGGCGGUUUCAGCAUGGUGAUUCUGCCUUUCACUGCCAACUAUGCUUUCCUCAUCUGUCUCUGCGCCGUAUUUGGAUUCUGUAUGGGUACAUGGGUAGCACUUCGUCCUAUAUGUCUGGUAGACUUAUUUGGUAUUGAGAAGUUGACCAAUAGUCUCGGGAUCCUGGUGAUGUUCCAGGGCGCCGCAUUUACAAUUGGACCUCCCAUAGCCGGCUGGCUCUUCGAUUUAACGAACUCUCACCUGACGACGUUCUUGUCUUGUGGUGUCAUUUUCAUCUGUAGUGGACUUCUCUGCGGAUCCUUGAGAUGGCUCAAAAUCAGGCGUAUGAGGAACGAACUUCAGAAUCGCAAAUACAAAUCAGUUGCCUCUGAAGAACUGAUUGAUUUAAAGCAAGAUACAAGCGCUUCAUUAAAAAAUGGACUUGUUGCAAAUGGACAUGCAGGAUACAGUGAUUCUACAGAAAACGGGCAUUAGCAAAUUGAAAUUUACUAGAACAAUAAAACCAGUUGCAAAAUUUAUUUUGGUUGCAAACACUGUGCCAACGUAGAAUAUGGCUAUUCAACUACUUUAUCACAAUUUGUGAAUUGUGAAAAUGAAAGAACCAGUUGCAAAAUUUAUUGAUUUGCGAACACUGUGUGCCAAAGUAAAAUAUAUGUACUUGUCCUAAACAUGGAUUAUGACAUACGAAAUGGCUAUUUAACUAUUUUAUCACAAGUUUGUGAAUUGUGAAAAUGAUCAUCAAAGUCAUUAGAACCAGUUGCAAGCCUAAGUUUAUUAAUUUGUAAACACUGUGCCAACGUAACUA